Messenger RNA from Vavraia culicis subsp. floridensis, 1919 nucleotides. RefSeq lists its product as uncharacterized. The coding region runs from base 1 to 1917 and encodes 638 amino acids. The record is from RefSeq and is a predicted model, not a curated record. The transcript has a single exon. Lineage: Eukaryota; Fungi; Microsporidia; Pleistophoridae.
AUGCUAAAAAUUUUGAUGAAACGAAUCAUAUGUCUGCUUUAUCUCUGUUGUAUCGUGCACUGCACGUGUUUUGAAGACGAAGAAGAAACAAGAAAAGAAAACAUCGGGAUAUUAGCGAAUAAGCAGCAUGUGUCAAAGGGUAUUUAUCCUAUCAACACCAACAAAAAUGAAGACACAGACAAUAAUUGUUUUGAACUGUUACGAUCAGAAAGUUGUGCAAGGAGAAACGGUAUAAGUUCCGAACAUGAUCAGAACGAAAUCGCAAGAAAAAAACACUUUCCAAGUUCUCAAUGCCAUACAAACAUCGAUUCACAUGUAAGAUGUGCUUUGCAAAGAAAAGAUCCAAGUUUACCACACAAUAGUAUUCAUCAACUGAGGACGAGAAAAGCAUCUGUGCAUAGUUUUCCAACAUAUGAAAGCAGUACUGUUGAAACAAAUCCCCUACAUUAUAAUCAGGCCAUAGAUAAAGAUGAACCAAGGGAGAGUUAUCUUAGAUCUAGACGAAAAAGCAUACGUGAAAUUGAAGAGAACAAAAUAACGCUGGUUACCACGUGGAAAAGAGAAAUGGCAAAACAUAACGUACAAUCUGCUUAUAGAAAUAGCUACACUCCAAGUGAACAUUUGCAAACAGACAGAAAAGGAAAAUCAGGAUACAAUAAAUUACCUACGAGAAUAGGUUCAGAUGGCUCGGAACGCAAUGAGACAACGAGUUCAGAGGAAAUGUGGGAAGAUAUUAUUAUUAUUGAUCUCCCGUCUAUCAAAUUUCAAGUCUGUCAGCUUAAAAAAAGGUUUAGGUCAUAUUUAACUGCAAAUUCACGUGAAAAGAAACUGCAGAAGCAAACUACACGGUUUAGUCCCCCUCUACAGCAAUUCGGUAACAACAAUAGCAAUUUCAUACCUAGUCCCGGAAAAGUAAUGGUGUACGACAAUGAUAUGCUUUCGGUUAAAAUUUUACAUUACAUAGAGCUCUUGCUAGAUUUUAUGGAAGAUUUUGCAGAAGAGGUAUAUUAUCUCGAAGACAUUAGCGAUCCUUCGCUUAGCGAAAAAGAUGUAUCGAUAAAAUUACUUUAUAUGGUCAUGAACAUGGUUUCAAAGAAGCGUAUAAGUGCAUGCCCGAAAACGUUUGAUCUGACAACGUUUAUGUCAGAAUUUGAAAGUACCUUCGAUAAUAUGUGUAGCGAAUUUAUGAGGUCCUAUCUCAGAUUUGGCAGCGUUUUGUCACGAUUACAUGGUAAGCAAUUUUUUCCUGGGAACGAACGAGUAAUAGAUGGAUUACAGGAAAACAAUCAACAAAAUGGAGAGUUAGGAGUAAAUAAAAACGGUGAAAUGUGGGUCAAGGUUCGUAAAACAUGGAGGCGACGACUAAUUCAACGAAAGAAUUCGCUAAAACAGCGUAGCGAUUACCCGAGACGAACAAUACUAGGACAAAGGUUCAAAAGAUUUAGGCAUGCUAGCGAACAGGCAAAAAAACAGAGACACAGGAUGGAUGUAGAGUUUAUGAAAUCAGAAUUAUAUCAAAUUUUUAAAGAAUUGCAUCGUUUUAUUGGAUAUUUUCGACAAGAUUUUAUGUUUCAUGUGUUACCUAAAUUGAAACAAGUUUGCACGCUGCUAACGAAUCGAAUAAAUGAUUUAACCAAUGACGUUGACGUAAAAAAUUCUCGGAUGUAUGAAGAAGACAGUACCUAUAGUGAAAAAAAAGUCGAUGGUGACACACAUGCUGGUACCAACCAUGUUCCAUUCGAAAGAUCGAAGAAGUCAUUAAGAGGUUACUAUAAAAUAUUGAAAUGUCGUCGAAGAAACGUAAACGUUUUAACAAUAAUAAUUGUGAACAUGAUCAACAGGCUAAACAGGAAUAUCAGGGAUAUAAAAUUUCAUAUUGAACAAUUAGAAGCAGAGUGGGAGUGGAUUGACGGAUAAAG